UUGUCAUAUUCUCUUGCCUCCUCUCAGAGCCUUUGCUUUAAAUACUCUGUUCUCAUCAAAUUUAUUAGACACACCAACCAAAACGCUUCCCAAAUCCCAUAGAAACACAAACACCAUCACAUCCUCAGCCUCAUCACUUUGAAAAAAAAAAUGGGAAAGAAAGCUUUGAAGCUUCCCUCUCUUUUCAAAAGCAAGGAGCCACCAACAACAAAGCAUCAUCAUAGUCACCAUCCAUGGCAGUUCAUACCCUCUUGUGGCCACUCAAAGACCCUUUCAUUCAGAGGCAGAGAUGAUGACAUCUUCAAGACGGUUAACUCGGUGUUCUUUGACCAUUCAGAGAGUGUUAUUGAGACUCCAAAGUCGUGGUUCACAACCUCAUCCGAAUCUGCAAGCAUCUCAACCGAGUCAGAAGAGUACUACCAUUGUGAUGGUGAGUCUUUGGAGAUGUUGGUACGUGGAGUGAGGUCAGAGAGGUUGUUCUUCGAACCUGGUGACACAAGCUCCAUUUUGGAAAAGGCUAAAGCAAGUGGUUUUCCCUUCAAGGAAAGUGUGGUCCUUGCUAUGGAAUCAGAGGACCCUUAUGAGGACUUUAAGAGAUCGAUGGAGGAGAUGGUUGAGUCUCAUGGAGUGAGGGAUUGGGAGGGGUUGGAGGAGCUUUUGAGUUGGUACUUGAGGGUCAAUGGAAGGAACAAUCAUGGGUUUAUAGUGGGUGCUUUUGUGGAUUUACUCUUCAGUAUAGCAGCUUCUAAUACUACUUCUAAAUCUUGUUCUCAUCAUUCAACUUCCUAUUCUUCUGCUGUUUCUUCUUUUGCUUCUUCACCCUUGUGUGGCCAGAAUCAUGAGAUUGUUGAGCAUGUCCAUGAACAUGAUGAUGCUGUAACAACGUCUUAGCAUUAGCAGUAAUUAGUUUCAUCCCUUUUUGUAUACAUUUGUAGACUAAAAGAAAUGUUUAGUGAGAAUCAAAUUAAUUUUUCGUGA
Cajanus cajan (pigeon pea) is the source of this 978-nucleotide messenger RNA. RefSeq names its product ovate family protein 13 (gene OFP13). Lineage: Eukaryota; Viridiplantae; Streptophyta; Magnoliopsida; Fabales; Fabaceae. Gene Ontology annotation, biological process: negative regulation of DNA-templated transcription. The record is from RefSeq and is a predicted model, not a curated record.